Melitaea cinxia (Glanville fritillary) is the source of this 1735-nucleotide messenger RNA. RefSeq names its product TAR DNA-binding protein 43-like. Gene Ontology annotation, cellular component: nucleoplasm. Gene Ontology annotation, biological process: regulation of gene expression. Gene Ontology annotation, molecular function: RNA binding. The coding region runs from base 39 to 1376 and encodes 445 amino acids. Lineage: Eukaryota; Metazoa; Arthropoda; Insecta; Lepidoptera; Nymphalidae. The transcript is spliced from 4 exons. The record is from RefSeq and is a predicted model, not a curated record.
CUCUUUGAAAUUAGAUAUUCCAUCUUGAAAGUACAAUAAUGAAUAAUAAAAAUAACUACAACGCAGACCUUUUUGAAUAUAUUAAAGUAAGUGAGGAUGAAGACGAUUCGAAUGCGGUGGAGAUUCCUUGUGAAUUGGAUGGGACCUUAUUAUUAUCCACGCUAGUGGCACAAUUUCCUGGUGCUUGUGGUCUUAAAUAUCGCCAUCCUGAUAGUAAAACUAUUCGAGGAAUUCGUCUAAGUGAUGGCAAGCUACAUCCUCCUAGUGAGACCGGUUGGGGUAAGCAACUAUUUGUCUGCGUUUUUCCUAAAGAAAAUAAACGCAAAAUGGAAGAUGUGUCGCCAGAAAACUCAGCAGCUAAAACCAAACGCUUAGAAAAGAAACUUACAUGUUCCGAUUUGAUAUGCCUUGGUUUGCCAUGGAAAUCUACAGAAGAAUCAAUAAAACAAUAUUUUGAAAAAUUUGGAGAAGUUGUAAUGGUUCAGCUUAAGCGUGAUAAAAAUGGACUGUUUAAGGGCUUCGGCUUCGUUCGGUUCGCUACAUACGCCUCACAAAUGCGAGCACUUGCUCAGAGGCACAAUAUAGAUGGUAGAUGGGUUGAUGUUCGUAUUCCAAAUUCAAAAGAGGGAGUAGUGCCACAAAUGCCUUGUAAAGUUUUUGUUGGAAGAUGUACUGAAGAUAUGACAGCAGAUGAUCUCCGGGAAUAUUUCUCUCGAUUUGGUGAAGUAACAGAUGUGUUUGUACCACGACCUUUCAGAGCAUUUGGAUUUGUUACUUUUUUAGAUCCAGAAGUCGCUCAAAGCCUAUGUGGUGAAGACCAUGUCAUAAAGGGUGCUUCAGUUUCUGUAUCAAGUGCUGCACCAAAAAUUAAAAGCAAAUCUAAUUCCAACUGGAAAGAUGAAAACUAUGGACAAAACAAUUGGGAAGGCAACCGACCUGGUCCAUCUGGAGGGUCUAAUAGCGGUGGCAGCAAUAGUAAUAUAGAUAGUUUAAACAUGCAAAACUUGGGCAUAAAUCCAAAUGGUGGACCACCAGCCAAUUUUAAUUUACCAAUAAGUCUUGUUGCAGCAGCAUUAAACCAAGCUGGAUGGGGUGGGUUCUUGGGUGGUCCGGGUAAUUCCGGGCCAAAUAAUUGGCAAGGUGGCCCUCCCCAGGGUAGCGGAGGUAAAAAUUGGAAUAAUAAUCAAAAUUGGGGACAAAAUGGACCUCCCCCAUCAUGGAACCAAAACAACAAUCCAGGAUGGAAUAGUGGGAAAAAUGGCAAUUGGAAUCAAGGAAAUUGGCCAAAUGGGCAAGGUUGGGGAAGUAAUGGCGGGGGAGGUUCAGGGAGUUCAGGGUCUAAUAGUGGAUGGAAUAACAACAAACCCCAGACAUGAGCAGAUGCCUUGGUGUCUGUGUGAGUAUUGGGCGAGACGUGUUUACUCAAUGCUCCUGGAUUUGUACAAGUACCUUCUGAGUACGACUGCGUCAAAGUGGAUAGCACUUGUAGAUAUGGGAAAAUGGCAUAAAGAUUUCCAACUUUUAUUUAGACAAGAAAUUGAAAAAAAAAGUGAUGAAAACUAAAGAUGCAAGGAGCAGAUAAUGAUCAAAUUGAAAUGAAAAACAAAAUUAAAUUUUUGUUACAUAUUUUUAUUAAUAAAACAUUGUUGAAUGAGUUUCAAUAAACUUUUAUAUUUACUCAUAAAUGUACAUUUACUUAGGAAAUCACAAAUAAAACUUCGUACCACAAGCAUUA